UCAUAUGUUGCAGGGAAUGAAGAAACCAUUUGUUGAGGUCAUCAAGGCCAAUAUCGGUGACGCACAUGCAAUGGGACAGCAGCCAAUCACUUUCUUCCGACAGGUCUUGGCUCUGUGCUCCUACCCUGAGCUGCUAAAUGACAGCACAUUCCCAGAGGAUGCUAAAAGUAGAGCACGCCGCAUUCUGCAAUCCUGUGGAGGGAACAGUAUGGGCUCCUACAGUGCCAGUCAGGGCAUCGACUCUGUGCGCCAGGAUGUGGCGCGCUACAUCGAGCGAAGGGACGGCGGCGUGCCCUGCGACCCAGACGACAUUUACCUCACCACAGGGGCCAGCGACGGCAUAGUGACCAUGCUGAAGCUGCUGGUGUGCGGUGAAGGUGCGGCCCGUACAGGCGUCAUGAUCUCCAUACCUCAGUAUCCCCUGUAUUCUGCUGCAUUGGCCGAACUUGGUGCUGUGCAGAUCAACUACUACCUUAACGAGGAAAACUGCUGGAGCAUGGACAUCAGCGAGCUGCAUCGUGCCCUGGACGAUGCUCGGGAAUAUUGCAACCCAAGAGCCCUGUGCAUCAUCAACCCUGGAAACCCCACCGGUCAGGUUCAGAGCAGGCAGUGCAUCGAGGACGUAAUCCGAUUUGCAGCAAAGGAACGUCUUUUCCUUAUGGCUGACGAGGUGUACCAGGACAAUGUGUACGCCGAUGGUUGCCAGUUCCACUCUUUUAAGAAGGUUCUCUUUGAGAUGGGACCUGAGUACUCAAAUACAGUGGAACUGGUAUCUUUCCACUCCACGUCAAAGUGCUACAUGGGAGAGUGUGGCUUCCGCGGAGGCUACAUGGAGAUCAUCAACAUGGACGAAGAGGUGAAGGCCCAGCUGACGAAGCUGGUGUCGGUCCGUCUGUGUCCUCCUGUUCCCGGUCAGGCUCUAAUGGACCUGGUGGUCAACCCUCCGCAGCCCGGGGAGCCGUCAUAUGACAGCUUCAUCAAGGAGCGCACAGCCACUUUAAGCAGUUUAGCAGAGAAGGCCACACUCACAGAGCAGGUUCUCAACACUGUACAAGGCAUCAGCUGCAAUCCUGUGCAGGGUGCGAUGUACUCCUUCCCCAGCAUAACCAUCCCUGAGAAAGCCAUUAAAGAGGCCAUGGACCUUGGUCAGCAGCCAGAUAUGUUUUACUGCAUGAAGAUGCUGGAGGAGACUGGGAUCUGCCUCGUACCUGGAAGCGGCUUUGGCCAGAAGGAUGGAACCUACCACUUCAGAAUGACCAUCUUGCCACCGAAAGACAAGCUGCAGAUCCUGCUAAGAAAAGUCAAGGAGUUCCACCAGAAAUUCACCAACCAGUAUUCUUAAAUCUCCGCAGAUUUUUCUUCUGACCACAAAGGGAAGGAGGUCACCAACCUCAACAAAGAACUCAACCAAUCACAAUUUAUCUGUCACUGAUAAGUGCCUUCUCUGCGGCGGCUCUGGUAGUCUCUGUGAUGACGCACUUCGGCCUCUACAGCUCUUUCAUUUGGAUGUUGUUACACAAGGCACUGUUUUCUGACAGAAAACAAUACAAAACCAGAGAUGAAGGGAUGGAUCCAGAGACUUGUGUCAAAUUAGUGCGAAAAAACAGCUUUAUCUAGCGUCGUUCCAGCUGUGAAAGAUGUAUUUACUGUAGAUCUGUGUAUUUGUGAGUUGAGAUAGAUUGUCUAUGUCGAUGCCAAGCUUAAAAAAGAAGAAGGUACAAUUGAAGAAAAUGUGAUGCUGCUUUAAACCUUGAUUACAUGUACAACUGGAUACAAUAUUGCAUUCCUGCAGGCUGUACUUGUCAGGAACAAUAUAAAGAAAAGUCUCAUUGCAUGAUUAUUCAAAAAUGAUUUUGUAGAAUCAAAAUAAAUGUAACAGUCUAA
Molecule: messenger RNA, 1884 nt
Organism: Paralichthys olivaceus (Japanese flounder)
Lineage: Eukaryota; Metazoa; Chordata; Actinopteri; Pleuronectiformes; Paralichthyidae
Source: RefSeq, a predicted model, not a curated record